CUCUUUGUCAGUGUUCGACCACUUUACCAUUCACAGAUCAGAUAUACGUUCUCACAAUCGAGUCUGUAAAUUUUUACGUAUAUUUGAGCAUACUGGACCAUUUUCAACACACCGCUUAAAAAUGCUUGACCUUGCUGAUUUUAUCACCGAACGCGGUGGUAACCCGAACAGAAUAAAGGACAGCCAGCGCAAAAGAUAUGCACCCGAACAUGUUGUCGAUGAAGUCCUCGACCUAUAUGAAGAGGCAAGAAGGGCACGCUAUGAAGUCAUGCAGAUCAAUUCCCAGCUCAACGCGCUCCAGAAAGAGAUCGGAAAGAUGAAGAAGAACAAGGAAGAUGCAGGCUCCUUGAUGGAACAAAAGGCUGGCCUUGAGCAGCGUAAAAAAGAUGCCGAGGAACUUGCCGUCCAGAAAGAAUCGCAGAGGGACAAGAAAAUCCGAACAAUUGGCAACAUCGUGCAUGAUUCAGUUCCCGUUAGCAACAACGAGGAUGACAACGUUGUGGUCAAAUCUUGGGUGCCAGAAGACGUGAAGGUAGAGAAGCGCGAUUGUCUGUCUCAUCACGAGGUGCUUACACGUCUUGACGGUUUCGACCCGGAGCGUGGUGUCAAGGUCGUAGGCCACCGUGGGUACUGCUUGACGGGAUAUGGUCUCUUCUUAAACCUUGCGCUCAUCAACUACGGACUUGAGUUUCUCUGGGGAAAAGGCUAUAAACCAAACCAGCCUCCCCAAUUCAUGCUCAAGGAUAUGAUGGCGAAGACAGCGCAGCUCGAGCAAUUUGAUGAGGAGCUUUACAAAGUCACAGAAAGUGAAGACAAGUCCACUGAUAAAUAUCUAAUUGCCACUUCGGAGCAGCCUUUGUCAGCAUUGCAUGAUGGGGAGUGGCUUCAGGACAAAGACCUUCCGAUCAAGUAUGCCGGGUAUAGCACAUGUUACCGCAAGGAGGCAGGCGCGCAUGGGAAAGAUGCGUGGGGUAUUUUCCGAGUUCAUCAAUUCGAGAAGAUCGAACAAUUCGUUCUCACAAAACCGGAAGACUCUUGGCAGGCUUUUGAAGAGAUGAUGGCUACAUCGGAGGAGUUCUAUCAGUCCCUUGGGCUGCCAUAUCAGGUGGUAGCAAUUGUCUCUGGGGCAUUGAACAACGCUGCUGCAAAGAAGUACGACUUAGAAGCCUGGUUUCCUUUCCAAGGGGAGUAUAAAGAAUUGGUUUCCUGCUCCAACUGCACUGAUUACCAAUCGAGGGCGCUCGAGAUUCGUUAUGGCAUUAAGAAAGCCACCGACGUUAAGAAGUCCUAUGUUCAUGCUUUGAAUGCUACUCUCUGUGCCACUGAACGAACACUUUGCUGUGUCCUCGAGAACUACCAGACCGAAGAUGGUAUCGUUGUCCCGGAACCUCUUAGGAAAUAUAUCCCAGGAAUGCCCGAUUUUCUCCCAUUUACAAAGGAACUUCCUAAGGACAGUACCUCUCAGAAGUCCAAGGCCAAGCAGGCUUCGAAGAGCGCGACUAAAGCGGAAGAUGCUUCCGAGAAGUUGCAAAACCUCCAGCUCUGAGUGCUUUCGUCCGGAAAAUCUCACUACCUAUUCAGAUCAAGAAAUGAUCUUCCUGCCGCCCGAAUGCACUUGAUCGUGGCUAAUCCUCAACUUUCAAUGUCAUAGAUAUGGAGCUUGAGAUGGGUUGGUCUUACACUGGCGGUAGAGCUUACCUCUAGAAUUCGUCUUGCUUUCAUUGAUUAUUUGUGCAAUGCUUGACUCCACUUAUACAUAAGUAUACCUCGUAAUA
This is a messenger RNA of Aspergillus aculeatinus CBS 121060, 1775 nucleotides long. Its product is annotated as serine--tRNA ligase SES1. Gene Ontology annotation, molecular function: ATP binding; serine-tRNA ligase activity; tRNA binding. The transcript has 7 exons. Bases 269 to 1546 code for a protein of 425 amino acids. Gene Ontology annotation, biological process: seryl-tRNA aminoacylation. The record is from RefSeq and is a predicted model, not a curated record. Gene Ontology annotation, cellular component: cytosol. NCBI's taxonomy places the organism in Eukaryota, Fungi, Ascomycota, Eurotiomycetes, Eurotiales, Aspergillaceae.